AUGUCGCCGACUCACCAUCCCAUCAACACUCUCCCACCAGGUCCCAGCCAACCCAUCCGCGACGAUGCCAUGAUGCAGUUCAGAGAGAUCGCCCCCGACCGUAAGAGAGAGCACGAGUCCAACCUGGGUCUUCCCACGCCAGUACCACCUUCGCAACCCAGUGUCAAAAGAACCAAGACAGAACAGGCGUGUUCCAACUGCAGAGCGCUGCGCCGCAAGGUACGUCCCAAUGUCAAUCAUCGUGCAGUCAACGGAGAAAAGUCUGACAAGGGCUUGAAAAGUGCAAUGGAGGCAGCCCUUGCAAAACCUGUCAAGAGAACUCCCUUCCGUGUCACUAUGGAGGUGAUGUUCGAGCGCCCGAGAAGCUCACCUUGGCAAAAGCGAUGA
Molecule: messenger RNA, 387 nt
Organism: Cladophialophora psammophila CBS 110553
Lineage: Eukaryota; Fungi; Ascomycota; Eurotiomycetes; Chaetothyriales; Herpotrichiellaceae
Exons: 1
Coding region: 1-387 (128 amino acids)
Source: RefSeq, a predicted model, not a curated record